Molecule: messenger RNA, 1089 nt
Organism: Morus notabilis
Lineage: Eukaryota; Viridiplantae; Streptophyta; Magnoliopsida; Rosales; Moraceae
Product: F-box protein At5g65850
Exons: 3
Coding region: 1-1089 (362 amino acids)
Molecular function (GO): protein binding
Source: RefSeq, a predicted model, not a curated record
AUGGAUGGAACUGUUUCUAAACGUAUCAGCAUGAGGAAGACUACUUGGAAUGAAGUAGAAUCUGUAAUAGACGUUCUAGCAAAUAUUCUCUCAAGGCUUCCUGUUAAGUGUCUCUUACACUACAAGACUGUUUCUAAACUUUGGUAUACAGUGAUAAAGAGUUCUAGUUUCAAGAAAUUGCAGCUAAGCCAAUCGAGGGAGAAUCCUGUUUAUAUGAUUUACCCUUUUAUGGAUGUCUUGAUAAAUCUGUACUUGAUUGAUGCCCAUGGGAAAGUCAUUGAAAAAGUCUCUCUUCCAGGCUGUGAGAAUCUUUCUUCUCUUUGCGUGAUUUGUUCCUAUAAUGGUUUGGUAUGUUUCAGCAGUUAUCCAUGGCUUCCAUAUUCCAUGGCUGAAGUCGUCAUGACAGAGUUGGAAAUCCGUAUGUGCAAUCCUGCUACUCGUGAAGUCUGGUUACUUCCGAAAGGCAGCCUAUCUGGGGAGGAAUUAGCCACUGGAGUGGCCUUUGGCCCAACCAGCGAGUAUAAAAUAUAUCGUUUUUUCUGUCCCAAAUCUGAGUCCGAGGAUGUCAAUCCCAAGUGCGAGAUAUAUUCGUCAAGUACCAGAACCUGGAACGGAAUAGGUUGUGUUGAACACUGUCCCAUGGGUGCUUACCAUUUAUAUGUUGAUGGAAAAGUUUACUGGUUUGUUGCUUCAGAUGCCGACAAUGAAAUUCUGGGGGCAAUCCUUUCGGUCGAUAUGGAGGAUAGCUUUGGAAUUGUCCCCCUUCCAGAGGAAGUCAGUGAGAGAUCAUUUUUGGUUGAUUUUGAAGGCUGCUUAGCAUUAGUUGCUGUUUAUGAGUACGAUUCACUGGUGAAUAUAUGGGUUCUGAACAACGAUGAAAGCAUUGAUUGGGAACUGGAAUACAGUCAUGAUAUUCCCUUUGCAAGCAUGGUAUCCAUCGAAUCUGUGGCUGUAAGGAGCGAACUAAUGGCGUGGUGGGAACUUCGCUUUGAGGAUGAGUUUGAAAGAAUUUCUCCGGUUGUUUUCACCUAUGCAGAAAGCCUCCUCCCAUGUAAUGGAAAUUUGGGUUCUGAAGAAGAGGCAAAAUGA